Gongylonema pulchrum is the source of this 240-nucleotide messenger RNA. NCBI's taxonomy places the organism in Eukaryota, Metazoa, Nematoda, Chromadorea, Rhabditida, Gongylonematidae. The record is from the annotation of a GenBank genome assembly.
AUGAAUGCGGGCGGAUCGGUAAAGGAUCGAAUUGCGCGCCGAAUGGUUGAAUUAGCCGAAGAGAGUGGUCGACUGAAACCCGGGAUGACUAUAAUCGAGCCUACAGCUGGGAAUACUGGAAUUGGGCUGGCGCUUGCUGCUGUCAUCAAAGGCUAUCAGUGUAUCAUUGUGAUGCCCGAAAAAAUGAGCAAAGAGAAGGUUCCCCGCAAUUUUUCUACUUUUAACUGUUGCAAACAUUGA